UCGCUCGACCAACUCAGCGAUCUGACUCACUAUCUUCUCAGCUCAGCCUCUAGAAGAGAAAAAGCUAACCCAUGGGCCAUGCUCUGAUCCGAAAUUUCGACUGAACUUGCAGAAUCUUGUUAGGGAUUCCUAGGGUUUCUUUUUUAAGGGGUUUUGUCCAAAGGGUUCAUAUUUUAUUUUUUCUUCUACUUUAUUUUUUUUUCUCUGAGUGUGAAGAAUUGGGUUUUGCUGUGGUGGUCGGAGUGAGGAAAUGGCCGUCGGUGAAAUGAAUGUUUCGUCUCUGAAUACGUUGCCUCUGGGGUUUAGAUUUCGACCCACGGACGAGGAGCUUAUUGAUUUCUACUUGCGGUUGAAGAUCAAUGGCAAGGAUGAACAGGUCUCUGUCAUUCGCGAAAUCGAUGUUUGCAAAUUGGAGCCUUGGGACAUGCCUGAUUUGUCAAUGAUUCCAACAAGGGAUCCGGAGUGGUUCUUCUUCUGUCCUCAGGACAGAAAAUACCCGACUGGAAAUAGGUUGAACCGGGCUACAAAUGCAGGGUAUUGGAAGGCAACUGGUAAAGAUCGUUUCAUAAGGUCUGGAGGGAAAACUGAGAUUGGUAUGAAGAAGACCCUGGUUUUCUAUACAGGGCGUGCUCCUAAGGGUAAGAGGACCAACUGGGUAAUGCACGAAUACCGCCCCACGCUGAAGGAACUCGAUGGAACUAACCCUGGCCAGAAUCCCUUUGUCAUUUGCCGUUUGUUCAAGAAACAAGACGAGAGCGUUGAAGGUUACAAGUGCGAGGAUGCGGAACCAGCGGUGUCAUCUCCUAACGCCGCCCAAUAUUCUCCCGAAGAUACGCAGUCUGAUCUAGCACUAUCUCCGGAACCUCUGCCUUCUGUAGAGCAAGCAAGUAAGCCUUCGAUAAGAGUGGAAUGUCCCAUGGUCAAAACACCUGAUGAAACUGCGUCUGAAGCCACCAUGGCAGAAGAUCAAGUGAAAGAGGAAACGAUAAGUGAGGAUGAAAUGCGACUGAGGCAAGACUUGAGUAUGUUUUAUGUUCCUCCACUUGAGCCAGUUUUAGAUGGCACAAUUUAUUCCCCCUUGCAUCUGCAGAUGCAGUCAGAGCUAGGAUCAUCUUGCCAGUAUUAUUCUGGCACUGCUGAUCGUCAAUAUGGGACCAAUGAGUCAGAUGAGGUUUCUCAGCUCCUGAAAUCCCAUAUGCAAUCAGAGCUUGGAUCCUCUUGGGGGUAUAAUUCUGCCAGUGGCGAUUGUCAGUCUGUGGCCAAUAAGCUGGAUGAUGUCAUGGAUUCCCUUAUGCAAUCAGAGCGAGGACCCUCUUGGGCGUAUAGUUCUGUCGACGACAUUGGUCAACAUGGGACCAAUGAGCAGGACGAUAUUUCUCAGUUCCUGAAUUCCGUUUUUAAUGAUUUUGAAGAGGGUGUUUCUCAAGAUUUGGAUACCGAAAAUAUUCAGGCCACGGAUAUCCAUACAGGGAGUGUGAUUUCUGAUGAGGAUGAUGUGUCACACUGUAAAACAUACUCUGAAGUGGCCAAUGUAAAUUCUGGGGCAGAUUUCCAAGAUCCUACCAAACCAAUUGCGAGUAACGAUACUGGAAUUAGAAUAAGAAGCAGAUCCCUCCGCCGGCAAAAUUCAAUGAACACUAAUGAAAUAAUGGCUGGACACGGUAGUGCACCGAGAAGACUACGCUUGCAGCGUAAACUUCAAAUAAGCUGCAGCUUCAAAACCUCAAGUAAACCAGAAGAGGAACCAAACCCAGCUGUUAAUGAGCAGGAAAAAGCUGUCGAACAGCACGCCAAUAACCCCGAAAAACCACUGGAGAGAGGAGCAUCUAGAGGAUAUUAUGGCACAGUGAAAACAAGAUCAUUCCCAACCCAAGAUACAGGCAAGAAGGUCUUGAAGACUUCUUUGGGUGGCUCAAACCGUUUAUUUUCGUUGAUGUUCAGGGUAGUUGUCAUUGCAGUCUUAUUUAUAAGCUUCACUAGCAUAUGGAAAUGUCUAGUUUGAUACUUGUCUAAAUCGACUUAGGCUUUUGUAGAGUACAUCUUUUGUAUGCUAGCUUCUGUUAAAAUCCAAGUUUACAUCUUUUGUAUAUAGCAUAAUUCAAACUUGGAAUGACUUCAGUUUUUGUGUCACGUAGAAGUAUAUUUGAUUGCGGCUUUGGUGUAAAACUAUGAACAUAAACUUUAGGUGCUUUCUUUCAUUUAGAUGAAUAACUAAGUGGUUUAGAGUUUGCCACUAUAUUCACAUAAAUUUAUGAUGUAAUAAUAUAUAUAUAUAUAUAUUCAUUAGUUAA
Messenger RNA from Humulus lupulus (European hop), 2291 nucleotides. RefSeq names its product NAC domain-containing protein 91-like. NCBI's taxonomy places the organism in Eukaryota, Viridiplantae, Streptophyta, Magnoliopsida, Rosales, Cannabaceae. The record is from RefSeq and is a predicted model, not a curated record. Bases 251 to 2002 code for a protein of 583 amino acids. The transcript is spliced from 6 exons. Gene Ontology annotation, biological process: regulation of DNA-templated transcription. Gene Ontology annotation, molecular function: DNA binding.